AUGGCUGACCAAGGAACUUUGAAGGCACUCACUAUAACGAUGACUAAACAUCCUUCAUCUUUUAAACUGGAAUCACCUCUCAAGGAGCUCAACGAGACUGCCAAACUCAACAAAGAGAAGGCCACGGUUCUCUAUGAAGGACCCGUGCGUGGCUUGUGCCCAUUGGCACCGAAUAAUGUUAACACGAUGGCUGGAGGAGCUAUAGCAGCUCACAAUCUGGGCUUUGACGGGGUUACCGCUAGACUCGUCAGUGAUCCAAAAAUGACUGACUGGCACGUCGUUGAAGUUGAAGCAAUCGGUCCAGACGGAUUUAGUGUAACGACUACGCGGAAAAAUCCCGCAAAACCAGGAGCGGUAACCGGACAGCUUACCUAUUACUCGUUUCUGGCCAGUAUCAAAGGUAAACUGUUCACGUUCGUGUGGUAA
Messenger RNA from Cooperia oncophora, 426 nucleotides. NCBI's taxonomy places the organism in Eukaryota, Metazoa, Nematoda, Chromadorea, Rhabditida, Trichostrongylidae. The record is from the annotation of a GenBank genome assembly.